Molecule: messenger RNA, 354 nt
Organism: Purpureocillium lilacinum
Lineage: Eukaryota; Fungi; Ascomycota; Sordariomycetes; Hypocreales; Ophiocordycipitaceae
Product: 40S ribosomal protein eS26
Biological process (GO): translation
Cellular component (GO): ribosome; cytosolic small ribosomal subunit
Molecular function (GO): mRNA binding; structural constituent of ribosome
Source: RefSeq, a predicted model, not a curated record
AUGGUCAAGAAGAGAAAGAACAACGGCCGCAACAAGAAGGGCCGCGGCCACGUCAAGCCCAUCCGCUGCAGCAACUGCUCGCGAUGCACGCCCAAGGACAAGGCCAUCAAGCGCUUCACCAUCCGCAACAUGGUCGAGUCUGCUGCCAUUCGUGACAUCUCGGAUGCCUCCGUCUUCUCGGAGUACACCGUACCCAAGAUGUACCUGAAGCUGCAGUACUGCGUCUCUUGCGCCAUCCACGGCAAGAUUGUCCGUGUCCGCUCGCGCGUUGGCCGCCGCAACCGCGCCCCCCCUCCUCGCGUCCGCUACAACAAGGACGGCAAGAAGAUCACUCCCACUGUUGCCAAGGCCUAA